Molecule: messenger RNA, 1908 nt
Organism: Chanos chanos (milkfish)
Lineage: Eukaryota; Metazoa; Chordata; Actinopteri; Gonorynchiformes; Chanidae
Product: xaa-Pro dipeptidase
Exons: 17
Coding region: 1-1563 (520 amino acids)
Molecular function (GO): manganese ion binding; metalloaminopeptidase activity
Source: RefSeq, a predicted model, not a curated record
AUGGCACCAUCAGCUGAACCUGUGUACUGGCUGGGAAAUGAUACUCUGAGAGUGUCGGCUGCCCUGUUUGCAGAGAACCGCUGGCGCUUCUGCCAGGGACUGAAAGCCAAAAGUGAACUUGUGCCCAAAAGUGUGGUUGUUCUUCAAGGUGGAGAGCAGAAGCAGAGAUACUGCACAGACACGGAUGUGGUUUUCAGACAGGAGUCCUUCUUCCACUGGGCUUUUGGAGUCAUUGAGGCUGACUGCUAUGGAGCCAUCGACGUGGACUCAGGAAAGGCCUUCCUGUUUGUGCCCAAGCUGCCUGAAAGUUACGCUACAUGGAUGGGAGAGAUCUAUCCUCGGGAACACUUCAAGGAGAAAUAUGCUGUCGAUGAGGUGCACUACACCUCUGAUAUUGUGGAUGUCUUGGCCAACUUGCAGUCGUCCACCCUCCUUACUCUGCGUGGACUGAAUACAGAUAGUGGCAGUACCUGUCGUGAAGCCUCCUUUGAAGGAAUCAGCCGCUUCCAGGUGAACAACACCCUGUUGCACCCAGUAAUUGUUGAAUGCCACCUGCUUAAGACCGAUAUGGAGUUGGAGGUCCUGCUAAGGGAGGCUGAGUUCUCUGGCCCAGAGAUGCUUAGCUGUGUCACUAGCACAGGGACAGAAACUAGCGCAGGACGAAAGGAUGAAUACCCCAAAGCAGCUGAGGUAAUGAGACGUGUAAGACCUGGACAGAAAGAAUAUGAAAUGGAGAGUCUGUUUCAGCACUACUGCUAUUCGCGUGGAGGUAUGCGCCACACCUCUUAUACCUGCAUCUGUGGAAGUGGACACAACUGCUCUGUCAUUUAUUAUGGCCACCCUGGUGCUCCUAAUGACAAGACAAUUGAAGAUGGAGACAUGUGUCUCUUUGACAUGGGUGGAGAGUAUUACUGCUACACCUCUGACAUCACUUGCUCUUUCCCGACCAAUGGCAAAUUCACCGCUGACCAGAGAGCCAUCUACGAGGCAGUACUCAAGUCCUCACGCACUGCAAUGGCUGCUAUCAAACCAGGGGUAAAGUGGACAGACAUGCAAAGGCUGGCUGAUCGGGUUCACCUGGAGGAGCUGGUUAAGGUUGGCAUCCUGCGUGGCAAUGUGGAGGACAUGCUCAAAGUCCACCUGGGUGCCGUGUUCAUGCCCCACGGACUCGGGCACCUGCUGGGCCUCGAUGUGCAUGACGUGGGCGGAUACCCUGAGGGUGUGGAGCGAGUGGACGAACCAGGCCUGAGGAGCCUUCGAAUGGGCCGUUUGGUGCAGGAGCGCAUGGUCCUGACCGUGGAGCCCGGUAUCUAUUUCAUCAACCACCUGCUGGACCAAGCCCUGGCCGACCCAGCACACUCCUGCUUCAUUAACAAUGCUGUUCUGCAGCGAUUCCGUGGCUUCGGAGGGGUACGUGUUGAAGAAAACAUUGUGGUGACAGCAGACGGUAUCGAACUGCUGACCUGCGUUCCCCGCACUGUGGAGGAGAUUGAAGCCUUCAUGGCUGAGGGUCGUGACUCUUCCAAGUCCUUCAGCCCUGUUGUCUGCAGUGAGACAUUUUGAACAUGCAUCUCAUCUCCAAGAUCAUAACAAAUUUUACAUAAUACUUCUGUCAGCUUUCAGUAAUGUGAAAUCCUUCACUGUGGGGAAGUAGAGUUCUCUGCUUCAAGCAUUUUCAUUUAGAAAGAUAACUAUGCACUAUGAAGUGUGUGUAUUAUGAAUUGUAUGUAUUAUGAAGGUAAACUAUUACAAUUCCAUUUAUAAUUCUAGUUAAGAUGCCACAUAAUUUUAGAUAAGUCUAAUGAAGUCAUACUGUCCAGACACUUUAAAGUGUAAAAAUGUAAAUAAGCCUAAGAGAAUUUGUAUAUCUUAUUUAUAAAUUAUUCUGUCAUUUCUUCUCUAAGCAUG